Cetraspora pellucida is the source of this 260-nucleotide messenger RNA. The record is from the annotation of a GenBank genome assembly. Lineage: Eukaryota; Fungi; Glomeromycota; Glomeromycetes; Diversisporales; Gigasporaceae.
UUGUUUAUCAACCUGCUAAUAAAAAUAAAAUCAUAGCAGAAGAUAAUGAAGAAACUUUUUUAUCUUCAGUUCAACAAUUGUCAAUAUUAUCUAUAUUAAUAAAAACUUAUGAAAAUAUUUAUUUUAAUAUUCAAAAUACAGAAAGUACCAUUAAAUUUUUUGAAAAUCUUGAAAUUCUUUCUAUAAUACAUCUUUGUUCUAAAUGUCAAAGUUUUAUGCAUAAAACAAAAGAUAAUUCCUGUAGUGAUAAACAAAAAUAG